This is a messenger RNA of Porites evermanni, 6085 nucleotides long. The record is from the annotation of a GenBank genome assembly. Lineage: Eukaryota; Metazoa; Cnidaria; Anthozoa; Scleractinia; Poritidae.
GUAACAGCUAGCCAUGAAAUCUUUAGAAGCCUCUUCAUUCGCUCUGGUUUACUUCUUUACACUAUAUCUUAUAGGUGAGUGUGUUUUCCUUUAAGCGUUUUGACUGGCUGAGCUUUGUCAUAGUCUAGGAAGGCUAAUUUUAGCCAAAGGGCUAAAACGUGCCUAAGAGCAAGCGACCUCAGAAAAUUGCAUGGUACCCGACACGAGUUCUAAGCUUUCGACUCAGUAACAAAUACAAUGAAAUAGUUUUAGUUAGGUGCUUUACAAAAUAUUUCUCACUCUUUCAAAGCGUUCUUGUGGGGUUGAUGCUCAUACACGUGUAUUAAUGUGAGUCUCGCUUGGACAGAGCGAUUAAUUAUGAUGCGCACGAGAGAACCGGCCGCGAUUAGCAUGUGUACAUGUAAAGCCCUAAUAAUCACUGUGAUUUUUUUUACAGGUGACUCGUGCGAGGUAUCUUACUAUAGCGUUCAAGAAGUUAACGUCAGUGUUGGAGAAGUGGCUGAUAUGUCUUUCUGCCGACCAAAUGAUACCAGCGAGUGUUUUAGAUACUAUCGUGUAACGAAAAAUUGGAAUAAAGUAAUUUUCACAUUGAACGGAGGAUCCGACAAAGCAAACUGCAAAGCUGGCGAGAGCUUCUGCGAGCGGUCGAGGUUUUACAAGUAUAAUGCAUCGCGUUUAUUGCUAAGUAUUAACGAGACCAAGUCAAACGAUGAAGGGUCCUAUGAAGUUCAAGCUAAAUUCAAGAGUGUUUGCCGCGAUUACUUUGUUAAUACGACGUUGCACGUGAUACACCUGAAAGUCGACGGUGAGUGAGACAGUUUCUCUAUUGGUUAGUUUGUUGUUUGAUUUUCAUCAAUGGCACGGGUGCACAAUUACAUGACAAAAAUGUCGGUCAGAGUGAGGAUUUUUGAUUCGGCUAGAUUUUAUUGAAAGCAUAUUAUAAUUUUAAAUUACCAUCUACAGUGGAACCUCGACAUAACGAACCUCUAUGUAAAGAAGUUCUCUGUAUAUUUAACGAACUUGAACGCCGAGUUUUUCAGUUUACCCAGUAAUAGUAAAAGAACGUCGAUAUAACGAAACCUCGGUAUAGCAAACAAAUUUUGGUAGUCCCGUGGCCCUUCGUUAUAUCGAGGUUCCACUGUAUUCCAAAGUGAAUACAAGAAGAAAUCAAGUAAAUAGAAACUCAAUGUCCUAACCCAUUAAGAAUUCAAAUUACGCUGAACGUUUUUAGUUUAAAAUUUAAAGAAAUGUGGAAUGCUUUACGCAAACCGUUUGAAUCUUUUCGCGUUUAUUUUAUUUUAUUUUAUUCCCCCUUUUUUCAGAAAAUUCAACGACUUCUUCAACUUCUGUAAUGUCAACCAGAGUUUCAGAUCCAACCAACGGUAGGAACUGUUUAGUGUUGUGGCGUUCGUUACAGACGCUAUAGCGUCUCCAGUCAAGAGUAUCCAGCCACUUCUUUCCAUGGUCAGAUCGAUCCAAGCCAGAUAGUCAAAUAAUUCAACAAUAUAUAGUUAGAACGUUUCACGAGUCUCAGAAGCCACGAGUAGUUACAAGUGCAUUACUCCUGUGUAUACCACGUUCUUUAAGGUAAUAAGAAGCCAAAAGAGAGUGCUUCACACUAAAACUGUAGAACGAUUUGACUGGUAAAAUGAGAGACGACCUGGUCUGGAACGAUCUGACCAUAGAACGAAGUGACCGUAGACCUUAAUCAAGAUAUUAGUAUCGUCAAAAUUACUUGGUGGAUAUUUUUAGUUUGUUGUGACAGUCAGAGAUAGUUACUUCUGAAUAGGAUUAGGGCCUACCAUACAUUAAGUCACUUGAAUGAAUAGAUUGUUGUUGUUGUUGUUGUUUUGUUUUUUUUAAGGAAUUUGAUUGAAGUGAAGCCCGUUUUUUGUUGGAGGUUUGAAGAAAAAGCAUUUUCCACCUUUUGGGGCUGUCAAAUUUCAUGUCAGACGAAUUCAAAGCUCUUCCUAAUGCACCUAUCAAUGUAAUGCCGGCGGGGGGGGAGGCAGGGCAUAGGGUGGGGAUUUGACUUUUUUCAAAAAUUUGCAAUCAAAUUCCCUGCCCACGGGCAAAUCAUUCCAGUCAAAUGCAACCAAAUUUCCCCACCCCAGGCUGCACAUUGCUGUCAAUCCCAAGGCAGAACCUAAGAAAGGCACAAUAAAAAUAUCUCCAAAAUUAUAAAACUCUGCAAUCUUUUAUAAACGUUGCUGCAUUAACAAAGAUACAUGUUCCUGUUACAGCUGCAAUUAUACGUUUUAACCAUAAUCCGUGUUACACUGCGUAGAAUAAAUAAACCUUUAGGAGAAAGUCCACAUUUUGUAAGUCUAAAUAUACCGUUCUUAGUAAAAGGUACAAAGAAAGUCAGUUUUAUAAGUUUACAGUGAUUGUAGCGAAUGAGCCAUACACUAAUCAAUUGUACUUGCAAAAUCGACUUAGUUUCUCUUUACUUCCGUUUACUUUGAUACCACAGUAUUUUAGGAGGUUCAAUUGAUCAAAAACACGCUAAAACAAACGAAAUUUAAAGACAAAACAGUGAAAUCAACUCAGCCUUCGCUUGUUUUCAUUAGCCUCCAUGACUUCCUGAUCUUUUCAAACCGCAUGGCACAUCCGUGAAGCGUGGAAGCUGGAAACAUGUUCGGUAUCAAUCUUUUUCGUCCGAGUCGGCAGUCAAAUAUCUCCACGUCGGGCGAAGAAAGAUUCAAAUAUCCCCUCCCCCGGGAGAACAAGAUCAGUCAAAUGCCCUACCCCAGGGACAACAAAGNCCCCCCCCCCCCCCCCCCUCCGGCUUUACAUUGAUGGGUGCAUAAAUCGCUACUAACACCAACAAAAUAGAACAUUACACUGGUUCGAGAGGCUCGUCAAGUAUAAAUCUAAAAGUUAUAUGUGUGGUACAGAGUCUGUUCGUUAAUACGUCCUACACUCAUUUGUCUUAGCAAACUAAUUGGCUGAUUAUUGGAUAACGUUUUACACUUAAAUUACAAUUUCAAAAAUGACAAAACACCUCGGAUAUUUUAGAACCUGGAGACUUAGAGAAGUCUUUCAAGUUCAGCCAAUCGACUGAAUCGAUUUGGGUAGGUAGGAAGACUGAAAAAAAUAAGCCAAGUCUUGAGUCAUCAUAGUCAUUAGUCAGGGGUGUAAGCCAGCCAUUUUUUUCUUUUAGGCCCGAAUUGUAGAAAGGGGAUAAUAUGAACUCUUUUUUAGGAGCCUUUCACUUGGCUUCAUAGCUACUUAAGGCUUUCAAAAUUAAAGUGGUGGCCAAUUCCUUAUUAUAAGUUCGCUCCCAGAAUAAGACAAAAACAAAACAAAACAGAACAAAAGAUAAAGCCUAACAAAGCAAAGAAGGACAAAACUAUUUACUAGAUGCUAUUUUGACAACGGCUCCUCCAAAAUUACGAGUUUUUAACCUAUAUGAUCAGAUUCUGCCAGGUAAUAAAAGUACAUAAAAAAGGGGAUCCCUUUGCAUCUUCUUGAAAAACCAAGAUGGCGUUCAUCGAUAAAUUUUCCAAGUGAAUCAUGUGCCAAUUUUACAUAUCACCUCGACAGACAUUCUGUUAGAACCUAGCUGUAUUAGGUGCAAUUUCACGCCUUUUUAAUAUUCGAUUACAUGAGCUCAUUUGAACCCACCUUUUUUGUUAAGUCCGGUCUUAAUUACUUAAAGACAGCUACGUCCUUGGUGGUCACUAGACUGUCUGAUUUGCCUUCCGAACACACUCGUUUUCUCAACCCGCACAUCUGCUUGCGCGGCUGGUUGUAAUUGACCCCACAAGCAAAUUGGUAGUACGUAGGUACCAUCUGCAAAUCCCUAGUAGACAAGAAGUAGCAUGAGAUGGUUCAUCCUGACCUUUCCAGUGGUUAAUUUUCUUGACCCGUUUUAACCCUCGGAAGUAAAGGGGAGCGGGCGGGUGGUUUGCUUUCCCCCAUCCAUCAUAAGGCUUUUCUGAUUUUUUUUCCUAGACGAUAAAACAUCUGCACCUGAAGUUUUCUGUGUAGCUGUUCGUUUUCUCCUCGGCUUAGGUGUAAAUUUUUCUUAGUUCACUUGUUCUUUUAAUUUUAGUUUUUGUCAUUUUUAGUACAGGAGCAAUUUUCUUUUUGCUAUGCAGUGACCUACUGAAAACCACAUUUUGUGACAGAGCUAGCCAUCUGUAAAAAGAACUUUCUUGUUCUUGUUAUUCUUGAUCUUGUUCUUUUUCUUCUUCUUCUUAUUGCUAUUAUUAUUAUUAUUAUUAUUAUUAUUAUUAUUAUUAUUAUUAUUAUUAUUACUAUUAUUAUUAUCAAAAACAGGCCCUCGAUUUAAUCUUCUUUUGUGAUCUAUUUGCAGGAUCAUCCCCUUCCACUUCUCCAACGACGUCCUCUGCUGCAAACUUUUUACGGACUUUUCCAAUGGUAAAUAUGCUUUUAGCAUGUUUUCUAUUAGUUGAGAUAAUGUGAGUGAUACUCGCGGUCUUUAAGAGUAAUAAGUAGUUCUUAGAUGAUUGAGAGUGUCUUCCAAGUCAUGAGCAGCUAGAUAGACAAUAGGCUCGAUUAACGGCCGAUUUGUGCUCCCACAUUUCCUUAGGCUUAAAAUGGGAGGAGGCCGAAGCAAACUGGACUCCCUCAAAUGCCUGAAAAUGGACACCAGCUUCGUCCCCAAGCCAGUUCGCGCUAAACAGGCUUGAAAGGUGACAUCAUAUCCGAAAUCGCCGAGGACGACUGAAGAAUGAGGUUGCAGUCGAACCUAGGAAGACAAUGAAAGAGAUACAACAAGAAUGAUUCUUUGCAUUUUUCAAGAAUUCAGUUGUGAUGUAACCUUUCCUGUUAUUCUUUUUAGUACUUUGAUAAUCAUUCAGUUAUGCCAAACUGAAGAGGUUUGAAUAAACGAAACUUGUCUUAAGGCUAAAAUAAAGGCUAGUGCGUGAAAGACUAUUCGUAAAACUCAGUACAGCUGUUAUGAGAAUUAUGCCAAAGUUCUUUGUAGUUUUUUUUUUAGCAUUUUUGGCAUAAUUUCCAAAAGCAGGAAGGUUUUUACCAGACAGGGAGCAGACAGGGAGCAGUAUACAAGAUCAAAUGCUGCGACUGCCAGGCUUCUUACAUUGGUGAAACCGGCAGAAACCUAAGCACGCGCCUAACCGAACACAAACGAGCGACGAGGAAUGGUGACGUCAACAAUCACAUUGCUGAGCACCAUUUACAGACGAAACAUCAAAUUGACUGGGACUCUGCGACAUGUAUAACGUAUUCUCAGGGGCACCCAACGUCAAUUUUCGGAAAAUAUCUGUUCGGAAGACGAUUUGAGAUCUAGAAUUUUCGGAACAUUUGUUGUAAAAUUUCUUGCUUGCCUGCCUUUCUCAAGAACAACAGUCCUAUUCAGGACUACGUUUACGCGGACAAUCAAACUCAACCUACUUUUGAAGGUUUUUACCGCCGCCUGGUUCAGCUCAGUUGGAAGAGCGCCUGUCUGCUGAGCGGGCGGUCGCGGGUUCAAACCGCGGCCGGACCAACACUCAGGGUCUUAAAUAACUGAGAAGAAAGUCCUGCCUUUGUAAUGACAUCUGCAUGCUGCAAACGGUUAGACUUUCUAGUCUUCUCGCAUAAGGACAAAAAACCGUAGGUCCCGUCUCACAGCACUUUCAUAUCUGGUUCUCUUGUGGGACGUAAAAGAACCCACACCACUGUUCGAAAAGAGUAGGGAAGGUAGAUCCCGGUGGUGUGGCCAACCUUUCCUUCUCUGGAUGGGUUAUCUGUAAGGACAAAUCUUAAUACAGGGAUAACCUUAUGAUCCUCUUUCCAGUGUCGUAAUGGCUACCUGUAAACAGGGUAUCAGAACUUAUCACCUUAAAAAAAAUGGAGACUUCCACCCUGGCAUUAAUACCUCAAAGUUCAAACGGGUUUUCAGUGCUAUAGCCAGUACUUUUCUAAAAUCGUUUGACCUAAAUGCAUCUUUGACAUACCUUGUUACAAGUUUUUAGUUAUACAACCACGUAAAUUUUUGAUUUAAUAAAAAUUAUAUAUUCUCUUUUUUCAGGGAUUUCUUGGAUGUUUUGGAGCGCUUUUGAUGGUUCCUGUGUUUGUUAACCUGAACAUGAAGGAAGAGUUUGUUUCUUAG